Molecule: messenger RNA, 3013 nt
Organism: Centropristis striata (black sea bass)
Lineage: Eukaryota; Metazoa; Chordata; Actinopteri; Perciformes; Serranidae
Gene: rnf11b
Product: ring finger protein 11b
Exons: 3
Coding region: 9-473 (154 amino acids)
Source: RefSeq, a predicted model, not a curated record
GGAAGGAGAUGGGAAACUGUUUAAAAUCACCAACCUCCGAUGACAUAUCUCUGCUACAUGAGUCUCAGUCCGACCGGGCCAGCUACGGAGACGGUGCCGACCCAGACCAGGAGCCACCGCCCCCCUACCAGGAGCAGAUCCAUGUGCCUGUCUACCACCCAACACCCAGCCAAGCCCGACUGGCCACUCAGCUGACAGAAGAGGAGCAGGUUCGAAUCGCCCAGCGAAUCGGGCUCAUCCAGCACCUCCCUAAGGGAGUGUACGACCCAGGACGAGAUGGCUCUGAGAAGAAGAUCAGAGAGUGCGUCAUCUGUAUGAUGGACUUUGUGUACGGAGACCCCAUCCGGUUCCUGCCCUGCAUGCACAUCUACCACAUGGACUGUAUAGACGACUGGCUGAUGAGAUCCUUCACCUGCCCCUCCUGCAUGGAGCCCGUGGACGCCGCGCUGCUUUCUUCCUAUGAGACCAACUGACACACAAUGACGCACACACAUGCCCACAUACACCUGUGGAGCAGACUGGAAACACACAUAAAAUAUGCACACAAGUGAACACACAAAUACCAUCUUGCUAACCUGUAUCCUGGAUUAGUAAGGUGGUGGUAUAAAACAGUGAGGAUGUGAAAGAUUUAGGAUGAACCUUGUAUGCGUGUAUGUAUGAGCAUGCAUGUGUGUAUGUAUGUGUGUGUCACACAAUUUCCCCAGUUGGCCUGCUGGACAGGAUUGGAGGAAUGACCAGAGUUUGGGUGUUAAGGACAAACAGGAAGGAGCUGGACAGAGAAGAGGAGUAAAAUGUGAGCUGACGAUGGGGAAUGUGAGCUAACAGGUGUAAAGGGAAGUGAAGGGGGGGUGGAUGACGAUCAACUGAUAUGAUUAAGAAAUCACUUUUAUUGUGAAUACACACACAGCUGCUCCAAGUCAAACACUUCCUUUAUUUACUCCCCAUCAUUGAAAUGAACAAUACAGGAGGAAGGACUGACUGGCUGCAGAUUGUGUUUGUUGGACUGCUGAAGCCUGAUUACUGUUAAGACACGUAACAAGAGAGGAGGAAAAAAAAACACCUUUCAGAAGAUCUCAUUGCAAAGCUUGUUGCAGAGACAUAUCUGCUGCAAAAACAGCUACCGAUGCAGAUAUGUGACUGAAAGACUACUAGAGCUGGACAUCAACUCUUGCUGGACUAAGAUAUAUUCUGCAGACACAUCACAGGCCUCCACUGGCCCUUAGUGGAGUUGUCUGCUUGUAUAGAUCUUUUAUCAGAAAAAUAAGAUUGGUCAGUGGAUUAAUUGAUCGUCCCGUGGCUUUGUGAAGUCUGUUCUGUGUUUGUUUUGUCGUUCAGCAUAAGGGCUUCAUCAAACCAGUUUUUACCAACAACACAGGUAUGGUAAAAUGAAAUACAGUGGGUGAUUUAGUCACUAAUGUGAUGGAUAGCUGGUAAACUGUUGCUGUGAAGCUAUUGACUCCUCACCACUUUCUCAAUCACAGUGAGAUCUCAGAUUAUUGGCCCUAGCACAAGUAGACCAGUUAACCAACCAAUUAUACAAAUCGGAGAUAUUUGCACUUCUUAAUCAGACUGUUGACAAGAGUUGACCAUAUGCAUUGAGCAAUUAUGUCAAAGUGAAGUAAUACCUACAUUUGCAUUACCAUUUCAAAGGUUUGUAAUGAAAUCUACUGUCUCUGUGGACCAGAAAUGGAAACAUUAAAGACUUUGGUGACAUUAAAGUGAUAGCUUGGAUUUAUUGAAGUGAGGUUCUAUGAAGCGCUUGCCAUAGUCGGUGUAUUACUUACAGUAUAUGUUGGUCGGCUGCCCCCAGUUUUAGGAAGCAGGCAGAGGAAAGGGGGCAGUGGCACAACACAUUUAGCCACUUUAAAAAGACCCACCUAUAUACAGUACAGGCCAAAAGUUUGGACACACCUUCUCAUUCAAUGUUUUUCCUUUAUUUUCAUGACUAUUGACAUUGUAAAUUCAUCAAAACUAUUAAUGAACACAUGUGGAAUUAUGUACUUAACAAAAAAGUGUGAAAUAACUGAAAACAUGUCUUAUAAUCUAGUAAGCAAAGGGUGGUUACUUUGAGGAAUCUAAAAUACAAGACAUGUUUUCAGUUAUUUCACACUUUUUUUGUUAAGUACAUAAUUCCAUAUGUGUUUAUUCAUAGUUUUGAUGCCUUCAGUGAGAAUCUACAAUGUAAAUAGUCAUGAAAAUAAAGAAAAAAACAUUGAAUGAGAUGGGUGUGUCCAAACUUUUGGCCUGUACUGUAGAUUAACAUCAGUUUAAGGUGUGUGCUAUAUUUAGAAUAUUUUUAGCGAUUUACGUUGCCAUGGGGAACUGAAACUGUUUCAUGCUCUCAUCAAAGCCACAAAACUUCAUUGACAAUAACAGUAAUUUUACCUGUCAGAAUACAGGCGUUUCUGGUCUGCUGCCUCGAUCAUUUAGUUUGUUUGCUUGCUCUUGUGUGACUGUGUUAUAAAGUGAGUUUGGUGAAUCUGAACUCACCCUUUAAAACAACAAACAAACUAAACAAUUGAUGUAGUGGUAGAAUAGCAACUCUCUGCGAGGUAGAAAUACUGUCAUUGUGAACAGUGUCUGGUGGCUUUUAAGAGAGCGGAAAGGAAAGAGAGAGGAAAUGUCAGUUCCCUAACAUAAACAGAUUUUUUUUUAGAUAGCUAACAUACCUUUUGUUGUUGCAACCCCACUUCAAUAAAACUGAACUAUCACUUUAACCAAACUACUGAAUGAACUAAUGCCAAGCUUGGCACCCUGGUUUUGUCCAAAUUAUCAAAGUCUGGGGACGGAUUCAGGACUGAAUUAAAAACAAAUAGAAUGUUGGGCUCAUUCAAUGUGUUUGUGAAACAUUGUUAUCCUCUCAUUCAGCAUCCUGUCCUGUGGCCAGCAUAUUCAUGGAGCCAGACGUAAACAGGUGAAACGGUUAACGCUGACUGGUACCACCAUCAGGAAGCUGGUGAUGGAGACUGUGGUUAUGAGUUGUGUGUCAGUGAAUAUGACUGAAGAUGCCUCC